Molecule: messenger RNA, 968 nt
Organism: Cajanus cajan (pigeon pea)
Lineage: Eukaryota; Viridiplantae; Streptophyta; Magnoliopsida; Fabales; Fabaceae
Gene: NAC083
Product: NAC domain containing protein 83
Biological process (GO): regulation of DNA-templated transcription
Molecular function (GO): DNA binding
Source: RefSeq, a predicted model, not a curated record
AGUCUGGUUUACGGCAAAUGUGGGAGGCAUUACUAUAAAAGAAGGCACACUGCAUUCUUCUCCAUACCCUUUUGCUUUCUUUAUCCAAUAAUAAUAAUAAUAACUCCCUUUGUGCUCUGAUCUGAUAUCUAAUAUCUAAUGUAAUGAAUGAACUCCCCACGAGUGCGAGUGGCUCCGAUUGAGUAAAUUAUAUAUAAAUAGAGAAGAAGUAGGUGUGUAGGAUGGAGAAGGUGCUUAGAUUGCCUCCGGGGUUCCGUUUCCACCCGACGGAUGAGGAACUUGUGGUCCAAUACUUGAAGCGUAAGGUCUUCUCCUGCCCUUUGCCAGCCUCCAUCAUUCCAGAGGUUGAUGUUUGCAAGUCUGAUCCUUGGGAUUUGCCUGGUGAGUUGGAACAAGAGAGGUACUUCUUCAGCACCAAAGAGGCCAAAUAUCCCAACGGGAAUCGCUCCAACAGAGCCACCAAUUCAGGUUAUUGGAAGGCAACUGGGUUGGACAAGCAAAUUGUAACCAACCAAGUUGUGGGGAUGAAGAAGACGCUUGUUUUCUACAGAGGCAAGCCACCUCAUGGCUCCAGAACUGAUUGGAUCAUGCAUGAAUAUCGCCUCCUCAACAUCAACAAUUCCUCCCCCUCCUCUAAGAGCCCUUUGGAAAAUUGGGUUCUAUGUAGGAUAUUUUUGAAGAGGAGAAGUGGUGCUAAAAGCCUUGAUAACAUCCGCAAGGUGAAGAACUCAAAGCUUGUUUUCUAUGACUUCCUCGCACAGAACAAGACCGAUUCCUCCUCCUCCAGUGGAAUUACAGAGCUUUCAGAUCAUGAACACGAAGAGAGUAGUAGCUCCAACACCUUCCCUUACUUUAGAACAAAACAAUCUUGAUUUCCCUUUAUGUAUUGUGCUCUAAUGUAAUUAUCCACCGGCAUUAAGGCUAGUCAUGUUUUUCAUUCAAAUGCAAAUGCUACUCCUUUCGUUUCA